GUUGUGGUAAAAUAUCUAAUGCAAUACCAAAUGUAACGCUGAACACGCGAAAUGAGCUAUGUUGACAUGAUUACUGUUGAUCUUAGGUACCAUGUGAAAAUGUAAACUGGCUCUGGACAUCGUUGCUAUUACACUUGUCCUGUUACAUUGUACCUAAAGUUGACGUUAACUGUAGCUCAGCUAGCAUGUUGCUUCUGGUGUGGCUAAACCACAUAGCUUGUUUACGCAUUGCUCUUUAGUCGGAUCUGUUCGUUUUGGCCUGAAUAUCAGUACUUUGGACCAUAUUCGAAGUUGGCCAUCUCCUCGCUGUCUUGACUGUUCUAUUUGGUGUGUGGUGGUGGCAUCAGCCUUUGGAGACUGCCUUGAGUGUGUGGACAUAUGCGAAGCAGCAAGAUGGACAAGGCAGAUUUUUUGAAAGGUCUUCCUGUCUACAACAAAUCCAAUUUCAGCAGGUUCCAUGCAGACUCUGUGUGCAAGGCAUCGAAUAGAAGACCAUCUGUCUAUCUUCCAACAAGAGAAUAUCCAUCAGAACAGAUUAUUGUGACGGAAAAAACGAAUAUCCUCUUGCGCUAUCUUCACCAGCAAUGGGAUAAAAAGAAUGCGGCUAAGAAACGGGAGCAGGAGCAAGGCGAGACAGGGAGCCCACCGCCACCCCGGAAAAUCGCCCGGACCGACAGCCAGGAGAUGAAUGAAGAUUCAUAAAAGCGGAGUGGAGAUGGUGACACUACAUGACUACGGACAUUUAAAAAAAAAAAAACAGACAUAGAAGGGCGAACAGGCACACAAGAAAAAAAUCUGAAAAACAAAAACAACGAUUGAGCAUGUUACAGAAAAAAAGGCUUGCACAUCCAGCUCUUCUGUCCUGUAUAGGUGCCUGAACUCUGAACUGCUGCACAACAAUAUAGAGGAGCAGGAUUUUUUGGACAUGAAAAGACGAUAGGAUUUAUAUUUUUAAAGUUGUUGUUUUAGUUGUUGUUACUUUUUACAAAGAGCUGUCUGUCAAGCUCUGUGUGUCCUUUCUCAGCUUAACUGCCCAGUCUUGAGCACAUGCCGGGGGCACUAUGUUAUAUUUUCACUGCCAGUUAUGUAGUAGACCCAUGAAAACACUGUGAACUGCCAAGUAGUAGUCUGUAGGGAAAGCCUGCACAGUGUGUUGAACUUAACCAUGCAUAAUACUGUGUUGGGAGUUUUCGUUUGGUAGUUCUUGCUGCAUUUUAUUUUUUCGACGUAUGCAGAUCCCCUUCUUGUGUGCAAAGGGUCAUUAGAAGAACUCAAUCUUUCAAGCUCUGAAUCAUAAAUGAUUUUUUUGAUGCAUGUCAGUCUAGAAUGGGAUAUACGUAUUAUGUUGUUGAAAGUGUUAAUGUUCAUAUGCUUUUUUUGUUUUGUUCAUUUUGUUUUUUAUUUUUUGCACAGUGAACAUACCAGGAAUUUCAUUCUGUCUUAUAAAGGUGUUGUCUCUUUUUAACAAGGGAUUUUUACGCUAUUCAUUGAACCCUCCAUCUCAUGGCAAAUUUACAUGUUAAUAUUUGGAGCAAAGGUGGAAUGUCAGUUCUGUAGAAUUUUUAGACCUUGUAUUGCAGUGAAUGGCAUUUCCUGUUAAAUAUAUGAUUUGUAAGCCGGCAGUGAGAGAACUGAUGGUAUGUGCGUUCCCAUUUCACUCAUUAGUACCAUACCAGCCUUUUCGUGGUGUGUGAAAUGUCUGCAAAAACCAGUAAUAUUUAGUUAAGCGAAAACAGAACGAUCUACCAUUGCGGUGUCAAUGUGGAUAUGCGUUUCUGUUGAGCAAGAUACUGGCAGUUUCUUUUCUAGUGUCUCCGUUUUGCAAGAGUAUGUGGAUGUGCGUGUUCAUACAAUUAACCAGGAGUGCGUUUCUCAAAAGUGUUGUUGCUAACCAAGUUAGCAACUUUGUUUGCAGUGCAAUUUCCCAUUGGCAACAUACUAAGUUGCUAACUGGUUAGCAACAAUGCUUUUGGGAAAUGGGCCCCAGACUAGUGGCUCUGUGAUGUUUGGAAAUGUUUACACAGAGUGACCUCUGGAUAUAUAGAUAUUGAAAUCGACAUCACAGUGCAACCCUCAAAGGCAGGCUGGGUAUGUACAUAAGUAGUGACCAGGCAUGGGCAUCAAAGGAAUGUUGUACAGUACCUAUCGAAGGGUCAGUUUCGGUCCAUACACCAGUGUGUGCCAUGAAUUAUAAGUAAUGGGAACAAUACCCUGCAUUUGUUUCCUUCAGAAGAUAGAUGUUACAUCCGGCACUUAACAGUGCAGAUGUGACAGCACACUGAGAAGAAAUGUGGAAGAAGAGAUGGCAAGUCAACCUUUUCUUGCUUAAAAAGAUUUUGUUUGCCAUCUCCGAUUUGGAGUGACUGUCUUAUCGAACGCUUCCACAUGAUUUGCUACAAGUUCCUUUGCAAAUUCAAAUAAAUGGUGGGGAAAGCCUAA
Messenger RNA from Engraulis encrasicolus (European anchovy), 2439 nucleotides. Its product is annotated as DET1- and DDB1-associated protein 1. The transcript has 5 exons. Gene Ontology annotation, cellular component: Cul4-RING E3 ubiquitin ligase complex. Gene Ontology annotation, biological process: positive regulation of proteasomal ubiquitin-dependent protein catabolic process. The record is from RefSeq and is a predicted model, not a curated record. NCBI's taxonomy places the organism in Eukaryota, Metazoa, Chordata, Actinopteri, Clupeiformes, Engraulidae. Bases 379 to 702 code for a protein of 107 amino acids.